AUGUCGUGGAAACCCCAGGACGCGGUUCCCGAACGAGUCCAGCAGCUCUUGGCCAGCCCGUCCAAACUCAACAGCAUGCUAGCAUUUACUCAGAUCGUGAGACUCUUGAAAACGCAGCCUCGAACCGGAUGGGUCGACAGAGGAGUUCCCCGAGCUGAGACGGAGUCGAUCUCUGACCACAUGUACCGAAUGUCGAUUAUCGCCAUGGCCAUUCCAAACAAGUCGAUCAACAUCGAUAGGUGUGUGAAGAUUGCGUUGGUGCACGACAUUGCCGAGUCUCUUGUGGGAGACAUCACUCCGUUUGGCGGCACGACAAAACAGGAAAAGCACCGUCGUGAGCUGGAAACCAUAGACUACUUGGUCGAGUUGGUUUCGCCUUACAAUGUUGAUUUUGCCAAUGAGAUGAAGGAGUUGUGGCUCGAGUACGAGGAGAUCAAGUCACCUGAGGCAGUUUAUGUCAAGGACAUCGACAAGUUCGAGAUGAUCCAGCAGGCUUGGGACUACGAGCAGGACUACGGGUUGAAGUACAACUUAAAUGAGUUCUAUGUGGCCCGGCUGGCGAUCAAGACCCCCGAGAUCGGCGCCCUCUGUGACGAGGUGAUCAGGCAGCGGACGCAAAUGACCCAGGAGGCGUCAGCUCCCCAGGAUAAACCUGUGUUUGGCGCUAGUGGCAGAAAAAUUAUCUACGAUAAAGAUGGCAAGCCAUGUAGGAGUUGCAACACCCUUCUAGAUUUCCAGAUGGCCACGGGUGGAAUGAAAAAGGCUCCUCAGAAGGCAAAGACUGAGGUUGCUGCUCCAGCUGCCUCGAAAGAAACCGACGCUUAUGCAAAAGUGGACCCGCCAGACGUAGAGAAGUUGGGCCGUUCUUCAUGGACACUUCUCCACUCAAUAGCAGCCACGUACCCUGAGAACCCGUCGAACAAGCAGCAAGCAGACAUGAAGCAGUUUCUCAAGUUGUUUGGCAACUUUUACCCUUGCUGGUUUUGCGCUGAGGAUUUUGAAAAGUACAUGGCGAAGAAUGAGCCCACAACUGAUACUCAGGACCAUUUGGGCAAGUGGCUCUGUGAGGCUCACAACGAUGUCAACAAGAAGCUUGGAAAGCCCGAGUUUGACUGUAAUUUGUGGAAAAAGAGCUGGAAAGACGGGUGGGAGUAG
Molecule: messenger RNA, 1155 nt
Organism: Candidozyma auris
Lineage: Eukaryota; Fungi; Ascomycota; Pichiomycetes; Serinales; Metschnikowiaceae
Product: flavin-linked sulfhydryl oxidase
Exons: 3
Coding region: 1-1155 (384 amino acids)
Cellular component (GO): cytoplasm
Molecular function (GO): 5'-deoxynucleotidase activity; thiol oxidase activity
Source: RefSeq, a predicted model, not a curated record